This is a messenger RNA of Quercus robur (English oak), 1899 nucleotides long. RefSeq names its product zinc finger BED domain-containing protein RICESLEEPER 3-like. Gene Ontology annotation, molecular function: protein dimerization activity; DNA binding. The record is from RefSeq and is a predicted model, not a curated record. The transcript is spliced from 6 exons. Lineage: Eukaryota; Viridiplantae; Streptophyta; Magnoliopsida; Fagales; Fagaceae. The coding region runs from base 1 to 1899 and encodes 632 amino acids.
AUGAAUGGUCUUGAUGAGAGAUUGAAAGCUGACUCCCAAGUAUCAUUAUCUGCCCUCAAGUAUGAGCUUGCCAUACACCCACGGUUUCCUCAUCCCGUGUACUCUUCACUGAGAUUGAAAGCUGACUCCCAAGUAUCAUUAUCUGCCCUCAAGUUUGAAACCCAUACACCCACGGUUUUCUUCAAGGUCAUGGAAACCAACACUAAUGAACCCUUUGUCCAAACACCAGCUGCUACAGAAGAUGAUAUUCCCACCCAAGUUGAGGAUUCUGCUGCUACCCAAGCUGCUUCCCAAGCUGAAGCAGCUGCUGCUUCUGAGUUGCCCCCAGUUCCACCAUGCCAAGUGAGUAUGACAUCUCCUGUUAGUGGUAGUUGUAGUGGUAGGAAAAAGUCUGUUGUUUGGGGUCACUUUGAAAAAGUAAAGAUAGGUGAGGGUGAUACUAGUAAGACUAAGGCUAUCUGUAAUUAUUGUCAAAAAUCUUAUAAUGUUGAUAGUAAGAGUUGUGGUACCAGUAAUUUGUUAGCUCAUGUGCCAAUAUGUCCCAAGAACCCUAAUAGAGAAGAUGUAGUUAAAGGGCAGAAAACAUUAGCUUUUGUACCCAAAAAGGAUGGAGAAGAUGGAUUGCACCUUGUGUCAACAUCCUUUUCUGUUGAGGCUUCUAGAAAGGCAUUGGCCGAAAUGGUUAUAAUUGAUGAGUUGCCUUUUAGGUAUGUCGAGGGGUAUGGGUUUAAGAAAUUUGUUAGUACCUUGCAACCUAAGCUUAGAUUAAAGGAUAUCCCAUCUCGUCAAACUGUGGCUAGGGAUGUGAUUGGCAUUUAUAAUAGUGAGAGAGAGAAGCUAAGGAAAUCCUUGAAGGGUUGUAGGGUGUGUCUCACUACGGACACAUGGACUUCUAUUCAAAAUUUAAAUUAUAUGUGUCUAACUUGUCACUUUAUUGAUGAUGCUUGGAAAUUGCAUAAGAGAAUUCUAAAUUUUUGUCAAGUUGAAAACCACAAGGGGGAGACUAUAGGUAGAAAGAUUGAGAUGUCGUGGCGUGAGUGGGGUAUUGAUGGGAUAUUCACCUUGACAGUAGAUAAUGCUAGCUCAAAUUUAACAACAAUUAAAUUUUUGCAAAGGGUGACUAAAGAUUGGAAUGGGGCAGUUUUAGGAAAUGAGUACAUGCACAUGAGGUGUUGUGCCCAUAUCCUAAAUCUCAUUGUGGGGGAGGGUUUAAAAGAGAUAGAUGCAUCUGUUGCUAAGGUGCGUGAAGCUGUGAGGUAUGUGAAGUCCUCACCCAAUAGAAGUCAAACUUUUAAGAGUUUUAUGGAGAGGUUAGGUAUGGAGUCCAAGAGUCUUCUCAGUCUAGAUGUAGCUACUAGGUGGAACUCAACCUAUAUCAUGUUAGAAACUACUGAAAAAUUUGAGAAAGUGUUUCUCCGAAUGGAUUUUGAAGAUGAUGGUUAUUCGUCGUACUUUAGGACCAAGGAAGAUAGUGGUGGUUUGGGGUCUCCAUGUAUAAUUGAUUUCCAAAAUUGUAGGGUGUUUGUGACUUUCUUAAGGCUAUUUUAUAAUGCAACAAAGAAAUUUUCUGGUUCAUUGUAUGUUACUUCAAAUGCCUUCUAUGAUGAGAUCUUUGUUAUUCAGGAGAUUGCAGAAGUGAUGGUUGAUAAGGUGAAAGACCUUUUGUUUAAGUUGUAUAAUUUUUACACUUGUUGUAGUAAUGAGCUUGAGAGGUAUUUGGCUGAAAACUGUGAUGGUAGAAAGGAUGCAAAUUUUGAGAUAUUGGAGUGGUGGAGGGACAAUUGUAAUAGGUACCAAGUGUUGUCUAAAGUAGUUAAGGAUGUGUUAGCUAUGCCAGUUUCCACUGUUGCAUCUGAGUCAGCAUUUAGCACUGGAGGUCGAAUUGUUAAUCCAUUUUGA